AUGCCCGGGGAAGGCGCGGGCGAGGAGCCCCCCGGCGCGGGCGCGGUCGGGGACGACGACGCCGCGAGAGAGAUGGGAGCCGCGGCCGAGGACGCGAGCGCGCCCGCGCGCGCGUUGGACGACGACGACGACGACGACGGCGGCGGCGGCGGCGGCGGCGACGACGACGACGGCUCGAUCGACCUGGAGGAGACUUCCAGCGGAUCUGACGCGGAUCCUCCGGACGACGACGACGACGACGACGACGACGAGGAGGAGGAGGAGGAGGAGGAGGACGCCGAGGUCGAGCAGAUGUGGCAGGGCAUGUUCGCGACUUUAGACGCGGAGAACGCCGCGCUCGUCGACACCGGCAGCGACGACGACUACGAGUCCGAGUCCGACUACGAGUCCGAGUUCGACGAGGACGCGAUGCACUUCGAGAUCGAGGGCGAGAUCCCGGUCGGCGCCGGAUCCGGCGGCGCGGACGGCGGCGACGACGGCGGCGGACCCGAUUCGGGGGACGCGGCGACGACGGACCCGGAGGAGCAGGGCGUGUACAUGCUCCACGACGGGCGCGUCACCAUGCUCGACGCGCGCGAGGAGCACUGCGUCGACAAGGACGGCGGGGUCUUCGGCGGGUCCUCCCCGAACGGCUACGCGGAGGUGGCGGCGAACGCGGUGGCGGUGUUGGGCCAGACCGAGAGGCUGCCGUUUCACGUCUACAGCGUGACGUACGACGCGGAGAAGUCGCUCGUCGCCGCGUGCGGCAGCGCGAACCGUGACGAGGACGUUAACCUCGCGGUGUGGCGCGUCGUCGACGUCGCGGAGGGAGACGCGAGCUGCGGCGCGAAGAGCGAGAAGAGGAGGGCGGCGACGGCGGCGGGGAGGGCCGUCGACGAAGCGACGGACGUCGCGGGCGCGGACGCCGCCGCGGAGGCGUUCACGGGCGCGUUGUUCGAUCUGAUCGAAGAGAACGAGAUGAAACCGAGCGUGGCGUUCGUUCCGGUCGCGGAGUUAGGUUUGGGUAAGGUGGGACGGUACGGACGCGAGAUGGUCAACUGCGUGCGGUUCGGAAAGAUCCGCGACUCCGACAAACGCGAUUGGACCGGCUCGGACGUGAAUCCCGACGGCACGCGGGACGUCCUCCUCUGCGCGAGCCAAGACGCGCACUGUUACGUAGUGUCCAUCAACACGAAAGACGACGCCGGCGGCGACGGGUGCGACGUGGAGGACUCGGGCAGCGACGGCGGGCAAGGCGGCCGCGGCGCGCGGCGACGGCGGCGCAUGAACGCGGAACUGGGCCCCGAGGGCGUUAUGGGAUUCCCGACCGCGGUGAACGCGGCGGCGGCGUCACCGAACGGGAUGUGCGUCGCCGUCGUCGGCGACUGCGACUGCGUCCUCGUCCACGGCGGCCCCGAAGGAUACGGCAUGUGCGGGCGUGUCGUUUCGAGGAAGCCGAUCGCGUACUAUCAACAAUUCGAUCGAUACGGGGGCUCGGAGAUGCUGCCGAUCGACGGCGACCCGGAGACUCUGAGCGCGAUGUCCGGCGAGCCGCACGGAGGGAUGUACGUCUCGUGGUCGCCGAACAGCGAGUACCUCGCCGUGACGAGCGAUUCCCUGCACGCGGUCGCGGUGUGGAGGGUCGAGAUCGUCUCCGAUUGGGACUACGACGUCGACGUCGACGCGGGCGGGGAGUCGCUCGACGCGGCGGCGAAGGACUCGCGGCGGUCGGCGGGGGGACGGAACAGCGCGCCGCCGUCGCCGGCGCGCCCGCCGAAACAGCGCGGACGCGGACGCGGCGCCGCGUGGGGCUCCGCGGGGGAGUUGCGGACGUCCACCAGAGGCCCGCUUCGGAUCACGCGCGUCGCGUACUUGCGCGACCACGCGCACCCGUGCCUUCCGAUCACGUUCCUCCCGAGCGACCCCGAAAUCGUCGUUUGGGCGGAGAGAGGCGGGAGAGUGCACGCGUACGACUUGCGGUGCGCGAACGCCGCGGGCGCGGGGAUGUGCUCCGCGGUGAACCUCUCGCCGCCCGCGCGGCCGCGGUCGCGGUCUCGGUCGCGGUCGAGGGACGCGCCGACUCCGACGCUCGCCGCCGCCGCGGAGGGCGGGGCGGAGGCGGAGGGCGGCGGGACGGGGACCGCCGAGGAAGCCGCCGUCGGGGACGACGACGACGACGACGACGACCCUGAUUUUGACCCGGACGUCGUCGACGAGUACGCGUUCGCCCCCCCCGACGACGAGGACGGCGCGGACGUGUCGAUGCUCCCCCUGGGACCCGCGUCGUCCCGCCGUUCGUCGAAUCAACGACAGUUCGUGCAGACGGUGCGCUCGCGCGUGAAGGGGUUGUACGUCACCGGAUUGUGCGCGGUGGCCGCGCCGCCGCCGCCGCCGCCGCCCGCGACCGCGCUCGGGCCGCGGUCGCUCACGCCGCGCGCGCCGCCGCACGACUUCGUCUUCGUCGGCACCCCGAACGGCGUCUUGCGGUUCCGCUGCCCGGUCUCGUGGACGCCGGAGAAUCAUCAAGAUUUCCCCGUCGGGUUUCGCGACGCCGCGCGGACGUUUCUCCUCUGCGCGCGCGCGGACGGCGGCGGCGCGAACGCCGAUGGGGGCGCGUCCCUGGGCGACAUGCCCCCGGAGGUGCUCCUUCACGUCGUGGCGCUCGCCGCGGUGCCGCCGUCGGAUUGGAUCGGCGUCGGCGGGGACGGGGAGGAGAAGCGCGCGGCGGCGACGGCGACGACGACGACGACGACGCGCGCGGUGGCGACGACGCAGGCGCCGGAUCCGCUGAAGGGAUACAAGGAAGAGGCGGUGAAGGCGAUGAUGGCGCGCUACUUCGGGGUGGGCACCGCGGGCGCGGCGUUGUUUACCGGGGGCGCGGCGUGA
This is a messenger RNA of Micromonas pusilla CCMP1545, 2865 nucleotides long. RefSeq lists its product as uncharacterized. Lineage: Eukaryota; Viridiplantae; Chlorophyta; Mamiellophyceae; Mamiellales; Mamiellaceae. The transcript is spliced from 2 exons. Bases 1 to 2865 code for a protein of 954 amino acids. Gene Ontology annotation, molecular function: protein binding. The record is from RefSeq and is a predicted model, not a curated record.